Molecule: messenger RNA, 738 nt
Organism: Kazachstania africana CBS 2517
Lineage: Eukaryota; Fungi; Ascomycota; Saccharomycetes; Saccharomycetales; Saccharomycetaceae
Gene: SDO1
Product: guanine nucleotide exchange factor SDO1
Exons: 1
Coding region: 1-738 (245 amino acids)
Biological process (GO): cytosolic ribosome assembly; ribosome biogenesis
Source: RefSeq, a predicted model, not a curated record
AUGCCUAUUAAUCAACCUUCAGGCCAGAUUAAACUGACAAAUGUGUCGCUAGUUAAACUGAAAAAACAAAAGAAAAGGUUUGAAAUUGCCUGCUACCAGAAUAAAGUCCAAGAUUACCGUAAGGGCAUCGAAAAGGAUAUAGAUGAAGUUUUACAAAUCCACCAAGUCUUCAUGAAUGUAUCAAAGGGUCUUGUUGCUUCAAAAGAAGACUUACAGAAAUGUUUUGGUAGUGUCAAUAUAGAUGACAUUAUUAAGGAAAUCUUGAAUAAAGGUGAAAUCCAAUUAUCUGAAAAGGAAAGACAAUUGAUGUUAAAUAAAAUCAAUAAUGAAAUGCUGACCAUUAUUAGUGCCAAAUGUAUAAACCCAGUGUCGAAGAAAAGAUACCCUCCAACCAUGAUUCACAAAGCAUUACAAGAAUUGAAAUUUAACCCCGUAAUAGGUAAACCUGCAAAGUUACAAGCAUUAGAAGCCAUCAAGAUAUUGAUUGCCAAACAAAUUAUUCCAAUUGUAAGAGCUAGAAUGAAAGUUAAAGUACUUGUAACCUCCCAAGAAAACUCCGAAGUGAUUGAAAAAUUGACACAAAUGAUAAGUGGGCCUAACAAUGCUGGAAAUGCAUCUUCUACUUGGGAACGUAUAGGUUUAAUCGAUCCAGUCAACUAUAGAGAUUUGGUUUCUCUGUGUAAUGGAAACGGUACUUUGCAAGUCUUGGACAUGGCUGUUAUUGAUGAUUCCAAAUAA